Molecule: messenger RNA, 1631 nt
Organism: Cotesia glomerata
Lineage: Eukaryota; Metazoa; Arthropoda; Insecta; Hymenoptera; Braconidae
Product: forkhead box protein F1-like
Exons: 2
Coding region: 233-1612 (459 amino acids)
Biological process (GO): regulation of transcription by RNA polymerase II; animal organ morphogenesis
Cellular component (GO): nucleus
Molecular function (GO): DNA-binding transcription factor activity, RNA polymerase II-specific; RNA polymerase II cis-regulatory region sequence-specific DNA binding
Source: RefSeq, a predicted model, not a curated record
CAUAGUAGUUCCGUCCUCUCAUCACGAGAGAGAAAUAGCUUUUAAAAAUAAAUUUUAUAAUUGAUACGAUAGAUUAUCUCAAGCAGUUUACUUUGUUUAGUGUUUUAAGUAAAUUAACUUAAAAAAAGCGAUAAUUGUUAUUGAUUGAUAGAAUAAAAUGUUUUGUAUAUUAAAGUUAUUGUAAUUUUCUAAAUUGAUAUCCAUUGUGAGGUAAUAAACAAAGUGUUAAAAAAUGAAGAAUGAAGUUGAUGUUUCUUCUCUACAAGUACUUAAUCAUAAUCUAAUUAAAACAUCAGCAAAUUCGCAUACAUUAAAUUCGCGUAAUCCAUCAACGGUUAUUGCGAACUUAUCUCGAAGUGAAAGUAUUCUAGUAUCAAAUUUAACAACAGAGCCAACACGAAAAUCUGGUGCCCGUCGACAAGAAAAACCUCCUUAUUCCUAUAUUGCUUUGAUAGUGAUGGCAAUCCAAUCCAGCCCAGAAAAACGGCUAACGUUAUCGGAAAUUUACACUUUUCUUCAACAACGGUUCCCUUUUUUUCGCGGAACGUAUCAAGGUUGGAAAAAUUCAGUGCGGCAUAAUCUGAGCCUAAAUGAGUGUUUCGUGAAGUUACCAAAAGGUCUAGGAAGACCAGGUAAAGGUCAUUACUGGACAAUUGAUCCCGCAAGUGAGUACAUGUUCGAAGAGGGAAGUUUUCGCCGCAGACCACGAGGUUUUAGAAGAAAAUGUCAAGCAUUAAAACCUCAAUACAGUCAAUAUUUUGGUGGAACUGCCGGAGUUGGAGGAAAUAUCCAACCUCCUGGUUACGACAAUUUGGCUGGAACAAUAGAAUAUUCGAAUAGUUAUCCAAAUCAAUAUCAAAAUUAUCAAGAAUAUGCAGUAUACGGACCGUCUGCCGGAGCAGUUGCAGAUUGGACGUAUCCUGAGUACAAAUCAGCUCCACCAAUAGCGGAGGUGACUUACAAGACAACCGAAGUUACUUACAAAACCGGAGACAGUUCUUUGUAUCGUAACAGCGACAUUUCUUUGAAAAAUGAACCUUACUCGAGGAAUCAGGAUGCCAUAAUUACUUAUAGACCUAAUGAAUUAUCUUUCCCGCACAAUCAUGCACAUCAACAAAGUCAAGAUGUUACUUAUAAAACCGAAAACGAACACCAAAGUCUAGCUAUUUGUAAUUACAAAACUAGUGACAAUAAUUCGAGUCAUCAACAAUCACAAUGCAUACCUGUUGAAGACUAUCACAUCGGUUAUGGAUUUACUGGAAACUCCGGAAAUGUUCCAGCGCUGAGAGGCCUCCAAGGACAAUCUAACUCUCUAAGUUCGAUUGGAAGCAUUAACAAUUCACAUGGAGAAUCUCAAAGCUCAUCGACUGAACAUGGUUUGAAAGCUCAAUGUUCGAAUGCCAGCUCUGGUGGAUCUCUAAUGGAAAGGAAACCAUCGUACAUUGGUCAAACAUCAAGCUCACUAUCAUUAAAUAAUCUUAAUUCAUUGAGUUCGCUAUCUCUAAAUAAUCUUAGUGGACUAAGUAUACCCGGUAGUAUACCAUCGAAUGUUCACAAUACUACGUUACCUAGCUCUAGUUUAUACUACGAUCAAAUCAAAUAUUCAGUGUAAGAUCAAAAACAAUGAUACU